Molecule: messenger RNA, 492 nt
Organism: Entrophospora sp. SA101
Lineage: Eukaryota; Fungi; Glomeromycota; Glomeromycetes; Entrophosporales; Entrophosporaceae
Source: the annotation of a GenBank genome assembly
AUGGUCUAUACGGAUAAAUGUCCAGUUUUGAACGAUAUUGAAUGGAGAGAUAACUGUCAAUUUCCAGUAAUCCGUAAAGGUGAAACUCCAUCUGAUUGGAUAAAACGAAUUUGGGAUCAGUUGACGAAUUAUAAGAAUAAUAAUCGUUUGACUGACGAUAAAAAGCGAUAUCUUAUUGCCAGAAAAAUGAAAUAUUUAUGGGAAGGCGAUCUUGGUCAUGCUGUAGGUGUAAAUUUUUCUAUUUCUCUAUAUGUUGAAUAUAAUUAUACCAGCUACAACAUGUCGGCAAAAUUUAAUCAAGCAUAUUCAGAAUUAAUCCGGAAACUACCACCCUCACUAGUGCACGAGACUUGGAAACGUCUUAUUUUCAGAAAGCGGGAUCCAAUACCAGAAGAAGAUGCUAGUGCUGUAAAUCCAUUAAUAGAAGCAUUUUUAAGACAUGAAUUAGAAUUACGACAUGCAGAAAAAGCACUUGCAUGUAUGAAACAAUAG